Messenger RNA from Sphaeramia orbicularis (orbiculate cardinalfish), 3310 nucleotides. It is a transcript of the gene tex10, whose product is annotated as testis expressed 10. NCBI's taxonomy places the organism in Eukaryota, Metazoa, Chordata, Actinopteri, Kurtiformes, Apogonidae. The record is from RefSeq and is a predicted model, not a curated record. Gene Ontology annotation, cellular component: MLL1 complex; nucleus.
CCCACUAUAUUAACACGAGAAUACAUAUUGAAUAUUUUCUUUAUGUGUUCUCACAUUUGCGAACAGACUGUCUCUGCUGCUCCGGACAUCGGCAGACUUUUGUUGUACAAAUCUUUGGCGGGUGUAGCCAGGGUUUUUUCAUUGCAACACAAACAGCAGCAAAGACCCUUGAGAUGAAGGCAAAGAAGAAGAAGAGGCAGGAUGAUUUCCAGAAGGUCAAGUUAAAGGUGGGAAAGAAGAAGCCUAGGGCUGAUAAUGCCACCAACACCAAUUUCCGUACAAAGGGAAUCCAACUAUCUGAACAGCUGAAGAGAGACACUAGUGGACCCACAACACACAGACAUCUUGGUAUUAAUGAUCUCCUAUCUCAGCUCCAUCAUUACAAUGCCAAUGUAAAACAUAGUGCCUUGCUGGGUUUGAAGGAACUGCUUUCCCUCAAUCCUUCAUUGUUAGAGCAGCAACUCUCUCGAUUGCUGUCUGAAGUGGCAGCUGUCUUCACAGACAAGGAUGCCAAUGUUCGUGUGGCUACCACACGUUUGCUCAGGUUCAUUGCACAAUCUGUGCCUGCAGAACGAGUGGCUCCUUUUUUCCCACUCCUCAGUGCCCACUUGUCUUGUGCCAUGACCCACAUUGAAACAGGCAUCCAGGAGGAUGCCAUGAAGGUCUUGGAUGUUCUGCUGGAACACUACCCUGCACUCCUGGCAGCACGCCCUGCUGUACUCCUUACCAACUUCCUAGAGCUGAUCUCUCACAAACAAAGUGGGGGAGGAACCAAAAAGACCCAGGAUGCUAAAGGACGGACCUGGUCAUUGUCAGUCAACCCUAGUCGGACUGUGACUAGCCAGCAGUGGCGUUUGAUGUUGGUGUUUAGGCUUGGCCGCUUUUUGCAGGCAGUAGUUGAGGAAAGACCAGUGGAGGAAGGUGAUAUGUCAGUCCCAACAGAGGGAGUGUUUGGCUGUAGUGGAGAGGGUCGUCUUACAUCUCUGAAUCUCAACUGGGAAGAGCUCAUGUACAGCAAAAUUGUGGUUAAGCCUUUAUGAGCAUUCCGGAGCCAACCAACUCCUCAUUCCACCUUUAGACUCAGGCCACAGGUGGAAUCUGCAGCUGAAGUCGGUGAGGGUCUGGACUCUGCUGAGUCUGUUCAAAGCUUUGCUGCUACGCUUGUGCCUCUUCUGCUAGAAGUGUGGGUAGAGGCCAGUACAACUGACUGUCCCUGGAACAACACUGAGGGUGCUCACCUGCUCACUCCAGAUGCCAUGUCAGUUAUGUUCCAGGUUUUGUCUAUUCUGCAGUUACUGAGAAAACUGGCACCACAACAGGGGCAACAGGAUGAACUGGAUGCCUGGUUCCGUAAAGAAUACCUGGGAGACUUCAAACAGCACUUCAUGAAAAACUUUCCCUAUGGAACCCGGGACACACCCAAACAUAGAAAGAAGAUUGAUCUGAAAAGGAGUAAGCAGACUGCAGCCAUUCCUACAGUAACAGUGGAGCCUCUCGCCCUGAACAUCACACUUUGCCAGGUGAUGGUGUCCCUCAGCCAGAGGCAGGCACUCUCCAGAGAAACAGAUGGAGACUGGUUGACACCCCUGAGGAUGUUUGUUCGAGACACUCUGAGCAGUGGCGUUAAACUAAGCUACAGGCAGCUUCACAUGUUACUGGGCACUGUGUGGAAGAUGGUGCUGACACAGAGGAGUAAAACAGUGACAGAGGAUCUGUUGACAGCAGUCUAUACCUACUAUCAGCAGAGGCAUCUUACUCUGCAAACCAGAUCUCUACUGCUCUUUUACAGCAAGCUCUACCUGCAGGAGCAAGAACAUACCCACCUAGCCAGGAGUAAAGUGCUCUGUCACUGGUGGCAUCUCUUGCCUGUGCAGUUGUCCCAGUUGGGUCACCGUAACCCCAUUCUGUCUGCACAGCUGAUCCAGUCCAUUCAGGCUGCCGCUUCUCGAGGCAACAAAGACAUGCUCAAUAGUUUGCAGACACACGCUUGUAGGCUGUAUGAUCCACAGGAAGGAGUGGUGGUGUUGUUACCAGGGAGUCACAGCAAAAAGGUGCAACUGCUGUACUUCAUACCCAAGAUACCCAGUCUCUUCUGGCCAAUCUGAGCUGCUGCUGCAAUGCUGGGACGAAUCUCUGCUGGCCUUGCUGCCUCUCUGAUUCGUAUCAUACAUUUUAGGUCAUCUCUGAGCGGUUGGUCGGUGGGGAGCCAGGAAGCGGCCCUACGGGACGUGGACUACAUCAGCUUCCUGUUACUCCACCCUGACUGGGUUUCUCGUCCGACCAGCUUUGCUUCGCUGCAGGAGGCUGGCGAUGAGUGCGCCUUACCUCCCAGCCCUCUCUCACCCCAUCAGCCUUUACCCCACGUCGCUGGAGCAGUCACUCACCACUGGGAUGUUGUGGAGGAGGUGUGCCACUGUAUGGAGACUCUGGGUUCAAAGUCUCAGUGUUUCGACAUUGUUCAAAAUGGCAUCUGCAAAUACCUGGCCAAGUUGGGGGUGGUUCCUGACAGUAUGGCAGCUGGGCUGCUCAGAGCUGUGUCCAGAUUACUGGAUCUGUCCGUCCUACCCACUGAGCCUGUGCUGCGCUUCUUGUCUCAGUGCUGCCUCAGUCUGCUGGCUCUGCUGAUCACCCUGCAGCAGGAGGCACCUACUGACACCAACCACAAAAGGGAGGCCAUUUGGGGCGCUUGCGUUUCAGCACUGAGCACAAUUCCUCGUCUGCUGCGGAUGGUCCUGCAGUUGUUGCGUGUUGGAGAUCUGGAUGAGGAGGAGCUGCCGCAUCUCGGACAGAUCCUGUCGAUGAUGCUUCAGCACACGCCGCUCCACAACCAGCUGCUGGCUAACACUGCUCUGCUGCAAGAUAUCAUACAGCACCUCACGAGGUACUCCCGGGGUGCGACCAGAGAGCAGUGGCUGACAGACUUGCUUUACUGUUACAGUGUCACUGUGGCUCACAGCUCAUCAGUUCACCGUGGAAACCUGAGCCUUCGAGACAUGUACUGACCAACGUACAGGCCAGACCUGUACCUGAUGUGCAUCUCAGAAACAUUUUACAAAGAAAACACUCACAGAUUUCAGUGGGUACGGGUACAUAUUACAAAAUUUAACACAGGAAUACAGAAAAAAUUGCAUUUUGUACUUGUACUGUACACAUUUUUGCUUUAAGGAUUUUUCUGUUGUUGACUGCCUUUUUUUGCUUCUUUCUUAGUCAGUUAAAUGUUUGUUUACUUCUUGCUCCAGUUCAUACUGAGUUACACAAUUUAAAAAAAACUAAGAGGAGAAAAAAAAAAAUAAAGGCAAAAUAAAUUACA